AUGGCCGCUGGAGGCUCGGGCAGGGUGCCAACCGGGUUCGCUGCAGAGACGUACAUCAGCGAACAUACUUUCCGCCAAGGCCAGCGCGCAAUCGAAUCAGGCGCAGGGUCGAAGAAGAGAAAGCGAGAGGGCAAGGGCAACUCAAGUGUCGUAACUGGUGCUGGUGCAUACAAGGGACCUUGGGCGAAAUAUGAGGAAGAGAGGCCAGACGCUGCCUCAGAUGACGAGUUCGGGUCGGACGUCGAGGUGGAAAUAGUCUACGAGGAAGAUGAGAUCGUCGACAACGCUGCGCCCGCGCAAAAGAAGCUCGCUGGUACAGACUACCGCGAUACCGAAGCCGAAGGCGAGACGAGCGAGUUUGUCGGUAGCCAGCAGUACGACUAUCAGGGACGGACAUAUAUGCAUGUGCCCACGGAUCUCGACAUCAAACUUACCGGCGAUUACGAGCCCAAGAACUUCAUACCCAAGAAGCUCAUUCACACCUACAAAUACCACACUAAGUCGAUUACCCAAGUUCGCUUCAUACCUGACAGCGGUCACCUCCUACUCUCUGCCUCGGCCGAUUCGAAGAUUGCGUUAUGGGACGUCUAUCACCAACGCGAGCUCCUGCGAACAUACUCUGGGCACACGAAGUCGGUUGUUGACAUUGACUUUAACCCCAGCGGCACACAAUUCAUCUCCGCAAGUUACGAUCGCUACAUGAAGCUAUGGGACACGGAGACUGGAAAGUGCUUGAACAAGUUCACGACUGGAAAGACGCCGCAUGUCGUCCGCAUCAACCCCAGUACACCACAUGAGUUCCUGGCCGGUAUGAGCGACAAGAAGAUCCUACAAUACGACACAAGAAGCGGAGAGAUGGUACAAGAAUACGAUCAUCAUCUCGGACCUGUCAACACAAUUACCUUCUGCGACGAGAACCGCCGCUUCAUUACCACAUCGGACGACAAAUCCCUACGCGCUUGGGAAUACGGUAUUCCCGUACCCAUCAAGUUCAUCGCCGAACCCUACAUGUUCUCCAUGGUCCGCUCCUCACCCCACCCGUCAGGCAAAUACGUUGCCUUCCAAUCCUCCGACAACCAGAUCACCGUAUACAGCUCUACGGACCGUUUCCGACAAAACCGAAAGAAGAGUUACCGAGGACACAAUGUGGCUGGAUAUGCGCCAGACGUGGCGAUCAGUCCGGACGGGCAGUUCAUCAGUUCCGGUGACAGCGGAGGUUACUUGUGCUUCUGGGACUGGAAGACAUGCAAGAUGUACCACAAGAUUCCGGCGAGUGAUGCGCCUGUGCUGUCAGUACAAUGGCAUCCUAGGGAGACAAGUAAGGUGGUUGCUGGUGAUCUGAAUGGUGCUUUGAAAUUGUAUGAUUAG
Molecule: messenger RNA, 1368 nt
Organism: Alternaria atra
Lineage: Eukaryota; Fungi; Ascomycota; Dothideomycetes; Pleosporales; Pleosporaceae
Exons: 1
Coding region: 1-1368 (455 amino acids)
Biological process (GO): mRNA splicing, via spliceosome
Cellular component (GO): catalytic step 2 spliceosome
Molecular function (GO): mRNA binding; protein binding
Source: RefSeq, a predicted model, not a curated record